Messenger RNA from Symsagittifera roscoffensis, 3091 nucleotides. RefSeq lists its product as uncharacterized. The transcript is spliced from 10 exons. Lineage: Eukaryota; Metazoa; Xenacoelomorpha; Acoela; Convolutidae. The record is from RefSeq and is a predicted model, not a curated record. The coding region runs from base 106 to 3012 and encodes 968 amino acids. Gene Ontology annotation, molecular function: protein binding.
CAUGCAUCAAAUUCAUUUAAAGAUUUUUCAAUAAACAAUCUUAUAUCAUGCUUCGAAUAAAAUACAUAACUUGAACAUACUCAAACGUUCAGUCAAAGUUGUCUGAUGAAUUCGACUAACGGCGUUACUGCAAAAUUUCUUGACCUUCUGCGGGAAAAAGUUGAGAGGAAAAAGUACGAAUUGAAACGAGAAGAGGAGUUGACUGUGGAAGAAGUGCGAAAAUGGGUGAUAUCGAGUGAAACUGGAUCGGCUAAUAGGGCCUUUGUCCAUUUAACCAGAUCUGUUUUUCCGAAGGAGGAGAGAGCCGAAUUAGUGGAAACAGGAACUGCGGAUGCGCUGGUUCUGCACUCCUCGUGGUCAGAAACAGGAGUCGACUGGUUGGACGCUCUGGACAACUGUUUUUCCUGGGAUAUCAACUCCCUUUGCGUCGAUUUGUUCACGACAGUCUACGAAACCGAAGAGCAGCCAGAGCCUAUUCGAAAGAGACCCGAGAAUGAUUUGACAGAUGAUGAAUGCCAGCGGGACUCAUCCUUGCAUGUUACGGAUGGCGUCAAGGAGGAAUUGGAACUGGAAAGUAUUGAUGGUGGAGACGAAAAUGACGUUUCUGAAACUCUCACAUUCGAAAAAACACAAAAUGAACAAAAAGAAAUUACUUCUGUAGAUGAGAAAGAAAGGAGCGGUUCUGCCGAAAACACAAACAUAAGCUGUACAGAGAAUGUAAGCAGAACCGCAACAAAACACCCCUCGAUGCAAGUAAAAAUGCCCUCGUCCCUCCAAAGUGACGAAGUCACCAUGGGCAGAAAGAUAACUGAAACAUCAAGACAGGAAAGCUUAAGUCCCUUGAGUGGAGAAGAAUUGUUUUCAAACAACCCCUCUCCAAGUCCGGGGACGAGAGAUGAAUUUGGGGGAAAUUUGAACGUGGAAGAGGAUACUUUAGCGUUUUUCUCAGACGAUGAAGGGGAACUGGACGAGAAGGGGGAUGGGGAGUUUGGGGGUGACGAGGAAUCGGAAACCGAUGGUGUUGAACAAGAAAAGGAACAGUGGGCUAAUCAUACAGACGUUAAUGGUGCUGAGCCGAACGGAAACUCGCAAGCUGUUGAUCCUUCUAUGAUAGGAGAGCUCAGUUGGGGUGGAAUCGGCGACCUAACAGAUCACACUCCAAGUAAAGAGAUCGAAAAAUCUGAUUUUAAAUCUCCAGAAACAGAAGAAAAUUUAGAAGCCCGAAACGACUCGGAUUUGGGUAGCGCAGCCAAUAACGAUGUCGAAGAGAACAAGCUACUGACUGUAAUUGAAGAAAGUGAAUCUGAAACUCAAUCAGUAGCCGGUAAAGAAAUUAAUAAAACUAGGGAUUCAAUAACAGUUGAUAAAUUAAACGAAGAAACUGAAAUUGCACUCAAUGGGAACCAAGAUGCACAAAAAUUGCAAGAAGUUUUAUCAGGUGACAAUUCUCGUGAUCAAAGCCGAUCAGACACUCCAAACACUUCAAGGUCACACAACAUGUCCGCAGCUUCAAAUUACUCUGUGAAAUCGUGGAAAAGUUUCAUUCCAAAGUUCAAGCGAGUUUUCCUAAUUGUGAAUUUGGAGAAAAUUGAUGAGAUUGUAGCCAACAUGGAACUCAUAAACAUUCUGGCCAUUAUUUGCAACCCCAGCAGAGAAAUCAGCCGAGGUGCGUCUCGAAUAUCCGGAUACUCUUCCGAUUUCGGACUCUCGAUGGACAACUUUCCAAUUUUAGAAUUAGUUCAAAUCCCACAAGUUUCCGAGAAAUUUGAAUCGAACCAGUUCUACUCUUUCUUUCAAACUUCGUUUUAUUCGCUGCAAGAAUUGGGCGCCAAAAUCGAUCAAAUAAUUGAGCAAGCAGACGAAGAAAGUGAAAACGAGAACGCAAAAAAUGAAGAGGAUUUAAAAUCAGUGCAAGAUGAACUGCUCAACUUUUUGUUCAAAUGCUGCGACAAGCGAAGAUGGCAAAUGUUUAAAACAGAACUCGAUCACGCCGCGAGGCCUCAGCCGGAAGUGACAUUGGACGAUUCUGAUUGGUUGAUGCAGUUGGCUAGGGCCAAGUGGAGUCUAGAUGUAAAGAUGGAGGCUCUCUUCAUUCACGAGGUGGGCGUGAAAAUCCGAGUGUUCAUAAACGGCAACCUUGACGAGAAGAAUUACGACUGCAUCAGAGAGCACUGUGAUUGGCGGAAGGAACUAGACGACAAAGACAGGGCCAUCGGACUCCUUCUGGACCUCAUUGAAACGAAGAGGAAAAGCCACUCUGAAGACAAUAGGUUGUUCAGUCCCCUCUAUUCAGAGUUGGGAGAUUUGUAUGAGAAGAACGGGCAAUUAGCCGAAGCGACGGAGAGUUACUUCAAGGCGCUGCGCGUGGAGACGGUUAACCAUGGAACAGAUCAUCCAGAUGUUGCCUUCUGUCAAAAUAACAUUGGUCGCUCUUACCACAAGCGGGGCGACAACAGCGAGGCGAUGAAGUUCCUUCACAGGGCUCAGAAGACGAGGGAGUUCUACUUUGGACAGUCUGAUCUGCGAAAUGGGGAGGUGUUCUUAAACAUAGGAGACUGUCACCUUGCAAACGGACACGGAAUGAAGGCGCUAGAGUUCUUUCACAAGAGUCUUGAAGCCAGAAGAUCUCAGCUGUCAGUGGAGGCAGAUACAGAGGGUUUGAUUGGACAGGUGUUGAAGAAGAUAGGAGACACGCACCUGUUUAGAUGUGACUUCAGAGAGGCCAUUUCUUUCUACGAACAGGCCACAAACACUUUUGGAGUCAACUUUCAACCCACGGAUUCAGUGAGUCUGGAGUCGCAACACAGCCUAGCGAAAGCACUGCACAGCUACGGAAUGUACGAAGACGCCCAUAACAUCUACAAGGCUCUGAUCCAGUCAUUUCAGUACCAGAGAAACGAUCAGAAGACAAUUGCAGUGCUGGAAGACUUGGGACUACUCUACCAGGAGAGGGGAGAGUUCAAUAGAGCUAAAAGGACAUUUCUCAGAGUAACCGAGCUAAGAGGGGACUGAAUAAAAAAAAUUUUGUUCUGCCUUAUAAAAAAAAGUCGAUUAAGAAAUGGUGUUCUCUCAAGAUAAUUGAUUUAGUACA